Aureobasidium vineae is the source of this 210-nucleotide messenger RNA. The record is from the annotation of a GenBank genome assembly. NCBI's taxonomy places the organism in Eukaryota, Fungi, Ascomycota, Dothideomycetes, Dothideales, Saccotheciaceae.
AUGCACCUCGCCUCCCUGACCUUCAUCCUGGCGUUUCUUCUCGCCCUCACCAACGCUUCUCCCACACCACUGAAUCCCACUACCGACAUACGCUCGCCCUUCCUUUCGCGAUACCGACGUCUCUUUGUCAGACAAGCCGGCUGCAACCAAGCACAAUGCGACCAGUGUAGAACAGCUGCCGGCUGCACUGCCGGUACCCCUGCUUGGUAA